Molecule: messenger RNA, 919 nt
Organism: Acanthisitta chloris (rifleman)
Lineage: Eukaryota; Metazoa; Chordata; Aves; Passeriformes; Acanthisittidae
Gene: OSER1
Product: oxidative stress responsive serine-rich 1
Exons: 3
Coding region: 38-919 (293 amino acids)
Biological process (GO): cellular response to hydrogen peroxide
Source: RefSeq, a predicted model, not a curated record
CAGUACAUGGUAAUUCUGUCACCUUGUGGCCAUCCCAAUGAUGAAAUCAGAAGCUAAGGAUGGAGAAGAGGAAAGCCUGCAGACAGCAUUCAAAAAGCUGAGAGUUGACACAGCUGGAUCUACUGGUUCUCUCUCUGUGGGUGAAGGGACAAGUCCCAGAGCACUAGUUAGAACAGUGGCAGAUGAAACCAAAUCUAAGACUGUGUGUGCUUCUAAGGAAACCUGGCAUGGGUCUGUGAAGAAACCUUCACGAGGAGUUGUGAGAACGCAGCGUCGCAGGCGUUCCAAGUCUCCAAUUCUUCAUCCUCCAAAGUUUAUCCAUUGCAGCACAAAAUCACAUUCCACGUGCAGCCAGCUUGUGCAGAAGAGCCAGAUUGAUGCCCAGGAUGACAGCAGUGGGUUUGGGAUGCCAGUCCCAAAGGAAGCUUGUGCUCAUGAACGGUGCAGUGUUGCUCCUGAUGUUGGCCAGAAGGAAGCUGAUGUUGAGUCCUUGGGAGCUCCUGUGACACAGUUGGCGUCAGAGAACAGACAGAGCUCUCCAGCUGCCAUUUCUCUAGUAUCCAAAGCAAGCCUAAAGACUACAGAGCUUUCUGACUUCCAAUCCAUGUCCAAGCUGAACACGAAUAAACCGUGUGCUUGUGCAGAUAAAGCCUGUCAGUGUAAACUGUGGCAAGAUAUGGAGGUGUACAAAUUCUCUGGCUUGCAGAACACCCUCCCACUAGCACCUGACAGAACAGUUUCUGAGGAUCACUCCCAGUCUUUGCCAUCAAGAACUCCCUCAAGUUCUCCACGUUCUUGCUCUGAGCAAGCCAGGGCUUUUGUGGAUGAUGUGACUAUUGAAGAUCUUUCAGGGUACAUGGAGUAUUACUUGUAUAUUCCAAAGAAAAUGUCUCACAUGGCAGAAAUGAUGUACACCUGA